UUCAAACUCAAAGCCCACAAAGAAGUUAAUUAACCUUCUAGUACAUGCCAACAGCUGAAAACCAUGGAGGUGUUAAGCAUGUGGGUUUCCAUCACCCUAGCAACGCUACUCUACCUUUUGCUUCUUAAACUCGCAUGCAACAACAACAACAAAUUUACCAAAUCCAAGAAGCAGCAGCAUCUUCCGCCCCUGCCUCCGGGGCCAUGGACGCUCCCCUUCCUCGGCAGCCUCCACCACGUCCUGCGGGGCCUCCCACACCGCACGAUGAGGGACCUCUCCCGCCGCCACGGGCCCCUGAUGUUCCUCCGUCUCGGCGAAGUCCCCACCCUGGUGGUCUCCAGCGCCGAGGCAGCCGAGCUCGUGAUGAAGACGCACGACCUGGCCUUCGCCUCCCGGCCCAGCAGCGUCGCCAUCGACAUCGUGGGCUGCCGCGGCCAAGGGAUCGGCUUCGCCCCCUACGGCGACCGCUGGCGCCAGAUGAAGAAGAUCUGCGUCACGGAGCUGCUUAGCGCCAAGCAGGUGAGGCGCGUCGAGUCCAUAAGAGCUGACGAGGUGGGCCGCCUCCUCCGCUACGUCUCCGUCUCCAAUGGUAGCUCGGCCGUGAACCUGAGCCGGAAGGCGUCGGCGCUGGCGAACGACAUCGUGGCCAUGGCGAUGUUCGGCGGCAAGUGCGCGGACCGGAAGGCCGAGUUCGUCCUGGCCUACGACCGGGUCAGCGAGCUCGUGGCCGGGUUCUUCCCGCUCGACUUCUUCCCGUCGUCGAGGCUGGUCAGGCGGCUGAGCACUGUCGAGCGCCGCCUGCUCAGGAGCUACGGCCGCAUCCAGCGCAUCAUCGCCAGCAUCGUGGAGAGCCGUCGUGAGGCGGCGGCGCUGGCUGCUAACGGGGAUCAGGAGGAUCUGCUCGGCGUGCUGCUCAGGCUGCAGGAGGAGGAUUCACUCGCUUUCCCUCUGACCACGGAAAUUAUAGGCGCCAUCAUGUUUGACAUAUUUGGAGGUGCCACUACAACAUUGGGAUCCACCGUAGAGUGGGCUAUAUCGGAGCUCUUGAAGAAACCCGAGGCAAUGGCGAAGGCACAACUAGAGCUCCGAAAUGUGCUUGGCGCAUCACGAGGUGUCAUCACUAACACUGACCUUGGUGGACUCAGCUACCUGCAAAUGGUUAUCAAGGAGGUUCUCAGGUUGCAUCCUCCCAACCCUAUGCUUGUCCCACGUGAGUCCAGAGAGGAUUGCGAGAUCAUGGGUUAUCACGUUCCUAAAGGCACCAAGGUUCAUAUUAAUGCCUUCGCAAUUUCUCGGGAUCCAAGAUACUGGGACAAUCCAGAAGCUUUUAACCCCGAAAGGUUUGAGAAUAGCAACACCGAUUAUAAAGGGACACAUUUUGAGUUCACACCAUUCGGAGCAGGACGUCGACAAUGCCCCGCGAUUUUGUUUGGCACAUCGGCCGUGGAGAUUGCGUUGGCAAACCUCCUCUACCACUUUGACUGGGUGCUUGCUGAUGGAUCAAACCCAGACUUGUUGGACAUGUCAGAGACUUUCGGGAUGGGGGUAAGGAAAAAGUUGGAGCUGCAUCUAAGAGCUAUUCCAUAUAUACAGUCGGGUACUACAUAGGAAUAGAUCAAUCAUGGAUUGUCGCGACUUAAGGUCCAUCAUCAUAGUGUUCUUUCGCGUGCCAUUCAUGUUUGUAUUAUGCGGGUUGAUGUUUCUAUGCCGACUCGUGUAGUCGGUUUUGUUUUACUUCUGUAGUAGCUUGAAUGGUGUAAUAAGAAAGUUGACAGUCGUCAAUCUUCUCGGUGUAGUGGUUGGAAUUGGAAUUGGAAGUACUCUGCCUA
Molecule: messenger RNA, 1829 nt
Organism: Brachypodium distachyon (stiff brome)
Lineage: Eukaryota; Viridiplantae; Streptophyta; Magnoliopsida; Poales; Poaceae
Product: ent-isokaurene C2-hydroxylase
Exons: 2
Coding region: 64-1608 (514 amino acids)
Molecular function (GO): iron ion binding; oxidoreductase activity, acting on paired donors, with incorporation or reduction of molecular oxygen; heme binding
Source: RefSeq, a predicted model, not a curated record